Myotis myotis is the source of this 291-nucleotide messenger RNA. Its product is annotated as keratin-associated protein 12-1-like. The transcript is spliced from 3 exons. The record is from RefSeq and is a predicted model, not a curated record. Bases 1 to 291 code for a protein of 96 amino acids. Lineage: Eukaryota; Metazoa; Chordata; Mammalia; Chiroptera; Vespertilionidae. Gene Ontology annotation, cellular component: keratin filament.
AUGUGCCACACCAGCUGCCACACAGGCGGCCAGGCUGCCUGCUGCUCGCCCAGCCCUUGCCAGUCCUCCAUCUGCCUGCCCAUUUCCUGCCAGUCCCCCGUGUGCCUGCCUGUGAGCUGCAGGCCAGCUGUGUGUGUACCCGUGAGCUGCCAGUCCCCCGUGUGCCUGCCCGUGAGCUGCAGGCCCGCCGUGUGUGUUUCCUCCUCCUGCCAGUCCUCUGGGUGCAUCCAGCCCUCCUGCCCCACCCUGGUCUGCAGACCCAUCUCCUGUGGCAUCCCUUCCUGCUGCUGA